ACAGCGUCCGCACUGGUUCUGUCAGUCAGCUGAGGUAGGUGGGGUCACAAAGAGCCAAGAUGGCUGACUUUGAGGACCCGCUGUCAGAUGAGGAGAAGGUCCGCAUAGCGGCCAACUUUGUGACUCAUGCCCCCCCUGGAGAGUUCAAUGAGGUCUUCAAUGAUGUCCGGCUUCUUCUCAACAAUGACAGCCUCCUCAGGGAGGGGGCUUCACACUCCUUUGCCCAGUACAACAUGGAUCAGUUUACUCCUGCCAAAUUAGAGGGCUAUGAGGAGCCGGUCCUGAUUACUGAGCAUGGUGACUUGGGUCAGGGACGUUUCCUGGACCCCCGCAAUCGCUUAUCGUUCCGCUUUGACCACCUCAGAAAAGAAGUGAGUGAUGUGCAGCCGUAUGAGGGAGAGAUGGCCCUGAGAGGCUGGAGGGAUUCCUGCGAUACUGCCCUUACUGCAUACGUCAAAGAGCACUACCCUACUGGAGUCAGCACGGUAUAUGGGAAAACAGUUGAUGGUCAGCAAACAAUCAUAGCCUGCAUUGAGGGACAUCAGUUUCAACCCAAAAACUUCUGGAAUGGUCGCUGCAGGUCAGAGUGGAAGCUUACACUUGGUCAGUCCACUGCUCAGGUGGUAGGAGUAUUAAAAAUCCAGGUGCACUAUUAUGAAGAUGGGAAUGUGCAGCUGGUUAGCCAUAAGGAAGUAGAGGAAUCAAUACCAGUAACUAAUGAAAGCCAGACAGCUAAGGAAUUUGUUGACAUUAUUGAGAACGCAGAAAACGACUACCAGACUGCAAUCAGUGAGAACUACCAGACCAUGUCUGACACCACCUUUAAGGCACUGCGUCGCCAGCUGCCUGUCACACGCAUGAAGAUCGACUGGAAUAAGAUUCUAAGUUACAAAAUUGGCAAGGAGAUGCAGAAUGCCUAGUGGAGAGUCAGGGACUGACCAGGGAGAUGCAAGCUCCCAUGGGCCCACAACCUACUUAUACAUGUGCAAAGACUAACCAAAGCAAAACUGUAUCAACAUGGGGCAAGGAAUUAAAAAAAAAAAAAAUAGAAAGAAAAAGAAGUAACUGAGGAUUUGCAGACUGUUUGGCACAGUUAUCUCUCUGCUGGAAGGAAAGUGCAGUUAUAAUCAUGGCUUGGAGAAGGUGGUUACUUUUGGAUGUGUGGUUGUGAAAGAGCUGUGUUUGGACGGCAUGCAGGGCUGUGUUCAGGACUGCCGCAUUAGAGAAGUAAACAUCCUUCAGCCAUCUAAGGAAUCGCAAACCUCCCUAGAUUCAGGCGCGGAAAGUUACAAUAUUUUUUUCUUAGUGAAACUGAUGCAGAACUGUGAUCAUGUCACAGUUCCCGGCAAACGGGGAAAGAACCAAGACGCACAAGGCAACAGAUGAGAGAAUUUAAGCACACUAUCACAUAUCAGGGUUUGAUUUUGGAAAAAAUCUGAAUUUUUGGAAAAUUUUUGUCACGUUGUGGUUGUUACAUUUGGAAUUGGAAAUCAGGUACAUCGGUAAAAGGAGAUUAACAGAAAAAUGAAUAGCAGACAUUGUUCAAAGUAUUGCUGAACUGACGUGGAACUUAGUUACACGUUGUUAACUAAACUGACAGCAUAUCUACUUGUUAACAUUUAGGAGUAGCACAAGCCUUAGCAUAGCUCUGUUCCUGCACCUGCAUGUUUGUCAGUGUCUGUUAGGGCUGAGGGAAUGCUUACUUGUUUUCUGUUGUGCUCUACUGACGUACGGUCUCUCCACCCAUGCAAGCUAUGAUGACUGAAACAAGAUAAAGCAACUUGUACGCUGCUACAUCUAUAAUGUGUUCUCUGUUCUCUUACUUUGGCAACACCUCCAUUGCUGUACAGCUUUUCCUUUGUAAAAAGGAAAACAUACUCAUAUUAACCAAGAUUUAUUUGCCAAAAUCUCUUUCCUAUGGUAAAGAACUCCAUCCUCCCACCCAUGUAUGCAAAUUUCUAUUUUAAUACGCUGGUUUUUGUUGGAGUCUUAGAAUAGUGCACUCUUUACUGUAACAAACUGUUUGUGUAUUGAUCAACGCCAAGUGAACGCAAAGCAGUUGCCAUGGAAGGCAAGAUCAUAUACUGUAUAUGUUACAUGACUUCUGUAAGGCCACAUCAUACUCUACGUGUUACGUGACUUCUAAGUAGGCUAACUCUGAAUGAGUUACUCUGUGCUGUGUUCAACCCUCACAAUAUAAUACAACUGUGUGCCGAUCAGUAAUAAAGUUCAAGACUGUACUGCCCCAUCCUGUUCAAAUAAAUGGAUUGGACAUCUUG
Molecule: messenger RNA, 2279 nt
Organism: Amphiprion ocellaris (clown anemonefish)
Lineage: Eukaryota; Metazoa; Chordata; Actinopteri; Pomacentridae
Gene: capza1b
Product: capping actin protein of muscle Z-line subunit alpha 1b
Exons: 10
Coding region: 60-920 (286 amino acids)
Biological process (GO): actin cytoskeleton organization; barbed-end actin filament capping
Cellular component (GO): actin cortical patch; F-actin capping protein complex
Molecular function (GO): actin filament binding
Source: RefSeq, a predicted model, not a curated record